CUGAAUUACAAGAUGGCGAGAACCAGCCACAGCAACUAUGUCCUUCAGCAGCUGAACAACCAAAGAGAGUGGGGCUUUCUCUGUGACUGUUGCAUUGCUAUCGAUGAUAUUUAUUUUCAAGCACACAAAGCAGUCCUUGCUGCAUGCAGCUCCUAUUUUAGGAUGUUUUUUAUGAACCAUCAACACACUACAGCCCAGCUGAAUCUAAGCAACAUGAAGAUUAGUGCUGAAUGCUUUGAUCUUAUUUUACAGUUCAUGUAUUUAGGAAAAAUCAUGACAGCCCCUGCCAAUUUUGAGCAAUUUAAAGUGGCCAUGAACUAUUUACAGCUGUAUAAUGUCCCUGAAUGUCUAGAAGAUAUACAGGAUACAGACUCAUCUAGCUUAAAAUGUUCGUCUUCUGCUUCUAGCACCCAGAGUAAUAAAAUGAUAUUUGGUGUAAGAAUGUAUGAAGAUGCGCUUGCUAGAAAUGGCAGUGAAACAAACAGGUGGGGCAUGGAGCCGCCAAGCUCAACAGUAAAUACUUCCCAUAACAAAGAGCCUGAUGAAGAAACUUUGCAGCUAAGCAGCUUCCCGGAACAACUGUUUGAUGUCUGUAAAAAAAGCAGCACGUCCAAGUUCUCUCACACAAAAGAGCGUGUGUCCCACUCACGCCGUUUUGGAAGAAGCUUCACCUGCGACAGUUGUGGGUUUAGUUUUAGCUGUGAAAAGCUACUGGAUGAGCACGUGCUAACGUGUACUAACAGGCAUUCCUACCAAAGUGCCAGGUACUACGGUGCUGAAAAAGUAGACUUCAGUGAAAAGGACUCUACUUCUAAAAUAAUCUCCACACAAACAGAAAAAUACAAGGGAGACUCAAGCCAAGCUAUGGGCGAUUCCUCAUCUCCUGUGUCAAACAUCACGAGCAGAAAAAGCAGCACAGUUGCCUCUGAGGCAUCAGGUGAAGAGGGAAGUAGAGCAUCUGAGAGGAAGAGGGUUGUCAUCAAGAUGGAACCAGAGGACAAUCCUGUAGAUGAGCUGAAGGAUUUUAAUAUUAUUAAGGUGACAGAUAAAGACUGCAAUGAGUCUUCUGACAAUGACGACCUAGAUGAUGAACAGGAAGAGCCACUUUACAGAUACUAUGUUGAGGAAGAGAUGAGAGAGAAGAGAAGUGCUCGGAAGACUUUAAAACCCCGUUUAUCCAUGGAUGAGGAUGAAAGAAAGUGUUUGAAAAGUCCACGGCACCUUAACAGGAAGGCUCCUUCAGUGCAGGAGGAUGUGGAGAAUGCUCCCUGUGAACUUUGUGGGCUAACGAUCACUGAGGAAGAUUUGUCCUCUCAUUAUUUAUCCAAACACAUAGAAAAUAUAUGUGCCUGUGGCAAGUGCGGUCAAAUACUGGUCAAAGGCAAGCAGUUACAGGAUCAUGCACAGACCUGUGGAGAACCCCAGGAUCUGACCAUGAAUGGUAUCAGAAAUUCUGAGGAGAAAAUGGACUUAGAAGAAAACCCUGAGGAGCAGUCGGAAAUAAGGGACAUGAUGUUUGCCGAGAUGCUAGAGGACUUCAGAGAUGGUCACUUCCAAAUGAAUAGCCUUCAAAAAAAACAGUUAUACAAGCAUUCUGCCUGUCCUUUCCGAUGCCCUAAUUGCGGUCAACGUUUUGAAACUGAAAACCUAGUGGUUGAACAUAUGUCAAACUGCCUGGAGCAAGAUCUGUUCAAGAACUCCAUGAUGGAAGAGAACGAGAGGGAUCACAGACGUAAGCAUUUCUGCAAUCUUUGUGGGAAAGGCUUUUAUCAGCGUUGCCACUUGCGGGAACACUAUACUGUUCAUACCAAGGAAAAACAGUUUGUUUGUCAGACAUGUGGGAAGCAGUUCUUAAGAGAGCGCCAGUUGCGGCUCCACAAUGAUAUGCACAAAGGCAUGGCCAGGUAUGUCUGUUCCAUUUGUGAUCAAGGAAACUUCCGAAAACAUGACCAUGUACGGCAUAUGAUAUCUCACUUAUCAGCUGGAGAGACUAUAUGCCAGGUCUGCUUUCAGAUAUUCCCAAAUAAUGAGCAACUGGAGCAGCACAUGGAUAUUCAUCUGUAUACAUGUGGAGUAUGUGGAGCAAAAUUUAAUUUGAGGAAAGAUAUGAGAUCUCACUAUAAUGCCAAGCAUUUGAAAAGAACCUAAGCAUAAACAUACUGGUAAAACAUUAAGUUGGCAGCAGAGAGA
Molecule: messenger RNA, 2190 nt
Organism: Indicator indicator
Lineage: Eukaryota; Metazoa; Chordata; Aves; Piciformes; Indicatoridae
Gene: ZBTB1
Product: zinc finger and BTB domain containing 1
Exons: 1
Coding region: 13-2148 (711 amino acids)
Biological process (GO): negative regulation of transcription by RNA polymerase II; regulation of immune system process; regulation of cytokine production
Molecular function (GO): protein binding
Source: RefSeq, a predicted model, not a curated record